GGUCGCGUUCGCGCCGUCCGAGGUCCUGGGGCACGGCAGAGAAGAAAAAUCCCCACAUCCCCCUUUUUGCGUUUUCGUCGCUAUUCCCCCCGCAACGAUGAACCCAUUCCAGUUCAAGCCGGGAAACAGGAGCAACUGCAAACCCCUCAUGGGUGGUGGUUCACUGGACGACAGCGGAGACGAGUCGCUCCAGUCCGAUACAUUGCUCGUCGGAGAUCGAAUCACCGACACCCAACUCAUCGAACGAGAGCUGCCCGACGAUGCCUUUGAAUCUGAGGAUGAGCAUGACCCCCUCGAAGAUUUUACACCGUCGUCCAGCGAAUCCACAAAUUCUCCAGUCGUCGUUGUGGACAAAGGCAAGCGUCGAGCAGAAUACUGCCCGCCUAUCGGCACGUCCAGCAAGCGCAUAUAUGAAGGCCCUCAGCCCCCGCCCGAAGAUAUGAAGUACGCCGAGCUCAAGGAGAUCUUCAAAGUCAGCAUCCCGGACUUUGACAGAUACGUUGGCACAGGCAUGGUCAUGGACUGGGGCACCUUCGACCUCGAGAACCUACACCUCGUCCUCCAAGGGCUCUAUUGCUUUGUUGAAGGCAGAAGAGAAAGCUUCGUUGGAGGUUUUGAGUCCCCGGUCAAGUUGAGGAUUCCGCGUUCGUCGACCUGGUUCAAGUCCGAGCGCCACCUCUGGGAAGCCGUGGCCAACAACGCCGAGUUCCGCAAAUCGGUCAUGAAGUGCGAAAGGCUUAGAAGCAUCCCUACGGACAACGUUCGUCACUUCGAGCAUAUCCUCAAGGAAAUCACGGGCCCCUUGAAGACCAGAUACAUUCAGGCAAAGUUGAGGGAGCAGAGUCAAUCAUUCGACUCUGGAGUGUUUGAUUUUGUUCACUCUGAUGUUUUUGCUCUCUUUGACCCGGCCAUGAUGUUGUCUGAGUAUCUCCCCAUGGUUGAGGAUGUGGAUUCGACCCAUCGUCAUCUUUUGAUCUUCCGCACCCCUGAUGAUGUUCAGCCCCCGCUUCGAAUUCUCGGUGCCCAGGAUAGACUCCUUCCCCUUGAACGAUUUCAGAUCGAGAUGUUGACCCCUUCAGAGCCUAGGACGUCGUCUAAGGUGUCUCAGGAUGUUUUCUUGCACUUGCAUUUCUGUACUUUCAGCACUGUAGGCGACUGGCCCCUUGCUCUUUCGAAUGUCGUCAAAUUGGCAAUCGAGUACUCCACAUCUUACCCGAUGCUGAACCCCGAUGUUUCUUUCCACUGGAGCGAUUUCCCAAGCAUGCCAUUUUUGACUGAUCUGUCUUUGGGCAUCUCUGGUCUUCAAAAACUCGGGAGGAUGCCAGAGGUGCUCUCGGGUUUGGAAAUGCUCGAUCUUUCAGGCUGCACCUCUCUCGAGUCAAUUGUGAAGAUGCCCUCGGCGAUGGACAAGUUGAAAGUUCUCCGACUUCCGACGAGCCUCGAGACCACGGCCGGCCUUCCCAAGUCUAUGAAGGAGCUCGAGCUCCUUACUGGGAUUGUCAAUAACCGAAACUUGACGAGACUAUCCGACUUUCCGUUCACCCUUCCCCGACUCAAGAAUUUGGAGAUCCCGCCUGGCACAACCUUGAAUCUCUUUGGGAUGCCCUUGAACCUUCCGGCCAUGACAACUAUCACUGGACUGGAGAAUUGUGAACAGCUGGUGUCUCUCUUGGGCAUCACGAAGACGGUUCCACAGCUGCUCGAGCUUAAGUUGCCGAAGGAUGUCGUCUCCCUUGAACCACUGGCCGACGCAACGCUUCCCAGAUUGGCCAGUCUUGAUCUCUCCCGCUGUAUCAAUAUGGUUGAAAUCGACGCACACCUCGAGAAUGUGGUGACUCUUCGCUCAUUGGCACUUCCCGAGAAUUUCAAGUUCCUGAACGAAUUGAACAAGCUACCUCGCACAAACCUCCAUAAACUCGAUCUCUCCAAGUGCACCAGGCUCAGGAGUUUCGCAGGUAUGCCUGAAAUCCCCAAUCUUCAACACAUCGUCAUGCCAAGGAGCUUCUUGGAUUUUGCCGGAUUGAACGUUACGAGCCUGGUGAAGCUGGACAUUUCCAAGUCAUUCAAGUUCCCCUCCUAUAUGGAUACCUGUCGCUUUGUUAUCCAGCAGUUGGUGGUGAAUCAGAAUAUGCACCAGUGUUCUAAGCGCAUCACCUGGGGUGAGAACUAUCGCCGCCUUCACGAUCGUCCCGAGCCCGUUUAUAUUUUCGUCGAGUCGUUUGUUUCCAAUGAUUAAAUCAAUAAAGUGACGUCCAUUCAUGCGAAACUCUAUUUUCGAGCGUGGGGUGUGGGGUGUUGUCCCGGAUGAUGUUUCGUAACGAUGCAAAAAUCAGGCGUCGAGAGUGGUGAAAAAAAAAGUUCGGAACGCACCAAUAGCGACCAAAGGCUUAAGCAGCUGGGCCCCACCGGCACGCUCGGCAUGAACUCUGAGGGAGCUCGUGCGUCAUCCGCUAUCACCAGAUGGGGGCGGACUAACUUCCUC
Molecule: messenger RNA, 2482 nt
Organism: Polychytrium aggregatum
Lineage: Eukaryota; Fungi; Chytridiomycota; Chytridiomycetes; Polychytriales
Exons: 2
Coding region: 98-2236 (712 amino acids)
Source: RefSeq, a predicted model, not a curated record